Molecule: messenger RNA, 4338 nt
Organism: Cottoperca gobio
Lineage: Eukaryota; Metazoa; Chordata; Actinopteri; Perciformes; Bovichtidae
Gene: arhgap42a
Product: Rho GTPase activating protein 42a
Exons: 24
Coding region: 403-3384 (993 amino acids)
Biological process (GO): signal transduction
Cellular component (GO): cytoplasm
Molecular function (GO): GTPase activator activity; protein binding
Source: RefSeq, a predicted model, not a curated record
CGGAGUUAGCAACACCGACUUUGCCGACCAACAUCCAACAUUACGCUCUACUGCUUCCUCUUAGCUACUGGUACUGCUUUCUGUAUCAACUAAAAGGCCACUAAGAAGUCAAAGCGACGUUAUAUUUGAACAUAUUGAUUUUAAAAGGGUAGAGAAGCAGCGCAGAGCUCGUCGGAUAGCCUAGCCAAACUCUCUGUCACAGACUGCUGUGUUUUAGUGUCCGGAAGUUCGGAGGGGAAAAAAGUGAGAAAGGCAUGAAAAAAAGGAGCUGGAAGAAACUUCUGACCAACUCUUUUCUCCGAGCCCAUUGAAACACUGUUUUCUUCGUAAAUCUUACCGAGGGGACGGUUAACGCGACUAACUUUAGUUCUCUAAUAAUUAGCUUUGUGCAUUAAUUUAUCAAUGGGUCUGCCGACGCUGGAGUUUAGUGAUUCUUUCCUGGACAGUCCGGAGUUCAGAGAGCGGCUGCAGUGCCAUGAGAUAGAGCUGGAGCGAACCAACAGGUUUAUAAAAGACCUCAUCAAAGAUGGAAACAUGCUCGUAUCUGCCCUCAGAAGUCUUUCUCUUGCUGUUCAGCGGUUCUCUCAGUCUCUGCAGGAGUUUCAGUUUGAAUGUAUUGGAGACGCUGAGACUGAUGAUGAGAUCAGUAUAGCUCAAUCCUUAAAGGAGUUCUCUCAACUCUUGAGCACCAUGGAAGAGGAGAGAAAACGACUGAUCCAGAACGCUGAUGACGUCUUGAUCUCACCGCUCGAGAGGUUUCGUAAGGAGCAGAUUGGAGCUGUUAAGGAAGGAAAGAAGCAGUUUGACAAGGAGACAGAAAGAUACUACUCAGUUCUGGAGAAACACCUCAGCCUGUCCUCCAAAAAGAAGGAAUCACAGCUACACGAGGCUGAUUCACAGAUGAGUAAGGACAGGCAGGUUUUUUAUGAUGCAUCGCUGCAGUAUGUCUUCAAGAUCCAAGAAGUGCAGGAGAGAAAGAAGUUUGAAUUUGUGGAGCCGUUAUUAGCCUUCCUGCAGGGUUUGUUUACGUUCUACCAUGAAGGCUACGAGCUGGCCAGUGAGUUUGAACCCUACAAGCAAGAACUGCAGUUCAACCUGCAGAAUGCUCGCAAUAACUUUGAAAGUACGCGUGCUGAGGUUGAGAGGCUGAUGAAGAGGAUCCGGUCUGCAGAAGAAGACUUCAAAGCCCCCAGUUGCUUUACCAUGGAGGGAUAUCUGUAUAUACAGGAGAAACGUCCAUUGGGCAGUGUGUGGACCAGAUACUACUGUACUUAUGAGAAAAGCUCCAAGAUGUUCACCAUGAGCAACACAGACGCCAGACCAGCCAGCAGACAGAACGGCGUGGUGAAUGGGACACCUGAGAUGUUAAAGCUGCGCUCAUGCGUCAGAAGGAAGACGGAAUCAAUCGACAAACGCUUCUGUUUUGACAUCGAGGUGGUGGAGAGACAUGGCGUCAUCACCCUGCAAGCGCUCUGUGAGGCCAACAGGCGGCUGUGGAUGGAGGCAAUGGAUGGAAAAGAACCUAUUUACACUCUGCCUUCUUUGCUCAGUAAAAAGGAGGAGACAUUUCUCAAUGAGGCAGGCUUCAACUUUGUUAAGAAGUGCAUUGAGCUGGUUGAAACAAGAGGUAUCACCACCCUGGGACUGUACAGGACUGGAGGAGUCAACUCCAAAGUGCAGCGGUUGAUGACGAGUGUGUUUGCAUCAACAGCUCCCUCUGACAUGCAGCUGGACGCAGACGCCUGGGACAACAAGACCAUCACCAGCGGCCUAAAGAAUUAUUUUAGGUGUCUGGCAGAACCCGUACUGACCUUCAGACUGCAUAAAGAGUUCAUCAAGGCUGCAAAAUAUGAUGACCAGAAGUAUAGAGUGAGAGCCAUUCAUGCUCUUGUACAUAAACUACCAGAAAAAAACAGAGCAACGUUGGACGUCUUAACCAACCACCUCCUCAAGGUGUCCUCACACAGUGACCAGAACCUGAUGACUGUGUCUAACCUGGGAAUGAUCUUCGGCCCCACGUUGAUGAGGUCGCAGGAGGAGACGGUGGCCGCCAUGAUGAACAUCAAGUUUCAGAACAUUGUGGUGGAGAUUAUCAUCGAAAACCACAACAAGAUUUUUGGCGAGGCCCCAGACCUUUCGUUGCCGUUACCUCAGGCGGCGUCCUCUCGGUCGACUCCUCGGAGGAACAAGGCCAUCUGUCUGUCAUCUGGAAAGAGGAAGGCCCGUCUCUACCCUCCGGCUCUCUGCCUGGCAGACAACGAUAGUGACACCUUCAGCAGCAGCCCCAGCACGACUCCGAUGGGCAGCCAGGAGUCUCUGUCCUCACAUUCCUCUGAGAAGAACGGAUUGUCUCAGACCUCUCCUCUGUCCUCUCCUGCCGCUGAGCCCAGCUCGUCCCCCACCGCACCGGUGUCUCCUCCUGCGGCUUCUUCCUGCUCCCCCUCCCACAAUUCCUCAAACGGGAAGGAUCAGAAACCCCCGACAGACAGCACCGCCUCCCCUCACCUCACUCCUUCCUCUUCCUGGACUUCCUCCCAGCUCACUUCGACCCAGCAGACUUCCUCUGUGUCCUCCUCCAAAUCCUCUUUGCCCUCCAAAGAGAGAAGUCUGUCUGUCCAAGGAAACUCGACUGCCUCCUUAUCAUCUGUAAAAGAGUCAAGAUCUCCUUCCAUAGCCUCUUCAUCCACUGCCUCCAUCCAGCCCUCUCCAGUGGAGCGCGCCUCCUCCCUCAGGGAGGGUCCACCUGUUCAGAGAGUGUCUUCUGUCUCCUCUCUGAAGAGCAUUCAUUCAGUGGAUCAAAGAAAUGCAUCCAGCGCCUGCUCCACUGUCGCAGAGACGAGAGUGAUGGACUCUACCGCUCCUUCUCGGCAGCACAGAAAACCUUACAGGACUGCCUCCUCCUCCUCUUCUUCCUCCUCGUCAUUAUUCCCCUACCAGCUUUCCACAUCUUCCUCUCUCACCUCCCUACACAUCUCUGAGGAUUACAAAAGUUGUCACGGAUCGGUACAAAGUCUCAUGUCGCUGGACCCACACGAGGCAACACACAAACGUAAACCUGCACACAUUCGCUGUGGCUCGGAUCUGAUCACCAAAUACUCUGCAGCCGCCGCAUCCAGCAACGGCUACCAGAGGCCCGGAUCAGUAUUAUCAGUCAGACUACCGCAGCGUGAGAGUUCAGUAUUCUCCUCAGCAUUAGACAUUUGUUCCUCAGGAAGGGAUGCAAAAGCUCUUUACUCCUGUGAGGCAGAGCACAGCCAUGAGCUCAGUUUCCCACAGGGGGCACUGUUCUCAAAUGUGUACCCGUCUGUGGAACCAGGUUGGCUUCAGGCGACUUACAAAGGCAGAACAGGCCUCAUACCUGAUAACUACAUCACGUACAUGUGACAGACCUGAUGAUGUCAUCAGCACAUCACCGAAUAACGAUCUAAUGCAGUAAUACUCUGUGCUGCUGAUUAAAGAUAUAAUAUAUUCAUCAUGUAACUGUGACUGUUACUGAACUACUGUGCUGGAUAUGAAUGAUGCAUGUACUGAAUGUAUAUCUGACUACUGUAUGUGAACCAUGUUAGGUGUUAUUAACCAUUUUAUAAUACAGUCGAUGGUAAAAUCUGACUUUUCCUCCCUUCAUACAUGACAGUGUCGCUUAAUCAACGUGACCUCUUAUAUGUUCGCGUUUAACACUACAUACACGAAAUGUGUCUGUAAGGUACGUACGUAGAAACAGUAUUUUUCUAUCAAUCCUGGUAAUUGUUGUGUAAAUGAUCAUAUUAAUGUUAUCGCUGUGUGUCCUUCAAUCAUUUGUUCUCACCUCAGUGCCUAAAACAGUAUGAACUUGUUUACGACUAAAUCCUGACAUUUCUUCUACUGCGUGUCAUUCUUCAUGCUGUCAAAAUAAAAGACAAAUACUUUACCUAAAAAAUGCCAGUUUGUAUUUGUAGAUUUAUUAGUUUGUAGUUUAUUACUAUUUAGUGUGUUUAUUAUGCAUUUUCCUCAAAAAAUGUUUUUCAGUUUUCAUUAGAGAUAUCUGUGCAAAACAAACUUGAAUUAUUUAAUCAAUGUUUUUAUUCCAAUUAUGACCGUUCGCACUCUGUAAGUUUUGACAAGAUGGUGACUUUUUUGUACUUUUAAUUGCAGGUAAAAGAAAAAUGAUCUGCACAUUUUAUGUACUCGUAUCACUCAAUGUUUUAAAUGUGCAUGUGUGCGAAUGUUGGUGUCAUAAUGUUCGCUUUAAGAGAUGUGCUCCCUACAACUGUACUUUGUGUGCAUUAUAAACAUAUAAAUGACUCAUAAUCAUGCAAUCCACAAGCUACAUUUUAAUUUUAUAUUCACAUACAUACAUUC